Diatraea saccharalis (sugarcane borer) is the source of this 561-nucleotide messenger RNA. The record is from the annotation of a GenBank genome assembly. Lineage: Eukaryota; Metazoa; Arthropoda; Insecta; Lepidoptera; Crambidae.
AUGGCAAGCAGUAGAGGGGCGCGGAAACGUACCCGAGGCGGUGCGAGCGGUGCGAGCGUUACAAGCGAAGCGAGCGAUGCGAAGCGAUGCCCUCCUCGGUUCACAGGAGGUGCUCGCUCGCAGCCUACUCUCGCCAGCAUCACUCGUGCGGGAUAUGAUGAUGAACUAGAAAAAGAUAGCGUGCUGCUGCAGGCUGCCAAGAACUACUACCCUGAAGGUAAUUGCUAUACCCCUGCCACAAAAUCAAUGCGUUUGAUCAACAUGCCACCGAAGAGACGUCCUCCACCCAAGCUUUACGGGCCUCUGGGGGAUAACGGAGAGUUGCAGUUCCCGCCUCCCAAGUCUUGGCAGGAGAGGGAGAGAGAGAGGUUAGAGAGCGAGCGGUUAGAAAAAGAGAAGCACAAGCUUCAAAAAGGUUUGGUCUACUUAGAAGAUUUAGUAUCCGGCGCAUAUGAUAGAAAGAAAAAAGCUGAAGCAGAAGCGAAACGGAAGAGGAUAGAGAAAAGAAGAAAAGAGAAGGAAGCUGCUGAGAUUGCAGCAAAAGAAGCUCUCAAAAAGUAA